Molecule: messenger RNA, 1567 nt
Organism: Caenorhabditis sp. 36 PRJEB53466
Lineage: Eukaryota; Metazoa; Nematoda; Chromadorea; Rhabditida; Rhabditidae
Source: the annotation of a GenBank genome assembly
AUGAAUGGCUUCGUCGAGCCGGUCAUUAUAACCUACAAUUGCACGAAAAAUGAAGCCGACACUGCGGUUCUCGUGAUUCCAAUGGCUUCAAGUCUCAUCUUUGGUAAAAAUUGGUUGUCUGUUUGUUUGUUUGAAUUGUGUUUUAUUGCAGGACCGGUCUGCUCAGUGUUCUACCAAUGGUCUGGAGCCAGAAUUAGUAUCAUCUUCGGAGCUCUGUUGGCCUGCGCAAGUUUCGUUGUCGGACCUCUCUGCAAAUCCGUUUAUCUGCUCAUGGUGUGCACGUUCGGACUCGGUUUGUUUGUUUUUAUUUGAAACAUAAAAUUGGAAAAAAAAGUGUCAGGGGUCGGAUGUGGAUUGAUGAGGAACUCGAUAAUUUCGAUUCAAUGCGAAUAUUUCAAAAAGAAAAGGAACACUGUUAUGGCGGCGAUUUCCAUCGGUCCAGGACUCGGAAUAUUUAUUCUUCCACGAACUUUGAAAUGGAUUAUGGAAAAGGUUUGAGUUUCGGAAUAUGGAAGUUCAUUUGGAAAAACUGAAAAAGUUUCAGUACGGAAGUUGGGGACCCGCUUGGUGGUUUCUCUCGACAUUCUACAUCAUUUCCGCGCUCAUGGCUCUUUUUAUCACAAAACAUCCUUCCGAACAAACGACCUCAUUCUCAUUCGGAUCCGCAUUCAAGGUAUUUUGACUAUUCAACAGGAGAAGCAUAAAACCACUUUCAGGUGUGCAAAAAAAUUGAAUUUGAUUUUCAUCUCAUAUCUUGUUUCUUCGCUUCAUCAGUAACUUUCAUUUAUCUUGCUAAUAUUCUGAUUCUAAUGAGCUCCGAGAAUAUUGAAGAGUAAGUUGUUGAACUAUUGUACUGUGUAGCUAUAAUAACUCUAAUUAUUCAGCAAAGAAGAUGUGUAUGGGUAUCAAGGACUAGCAAGUAUUAUUGGAAAAUUCGUCCUUACAUUUGUGAUGAGUUUGAAUCGAGUAAGCACGUUUCCAUAACAUUAUAUGUUAAAUAAUGAUUGUUUCAGGUACAUAACGGAGUGAUCAUGAUAAUCAGUUACGUUGUGGCUCAGUUUUCCUUGUCUUCGGCUGCUUUUUGCUACAAACUCUGGCAGUUCAGGCUACAAAACGCGUUUGCCGGUAUCGGCAUCGGUUUGUUCUCUUCUUGUUAUGAGAUUUAAAAAAAAAUCGUGUUUCAGGUCUGUAUCAAGCAUGUUUAGCACCUUUCUUGGUCGCUAUUGUGGGUCCUUCACAACUUGCAUACGCCCUAGGAUUCACUAACCUUAUUAACGGAAUUUCGAUCAUUUCUGGAGUAUGGCUAUCUGGUACGCUACUUUUCUAAAAAUCUUUCCAGAACCUUGAGUGUUCAGGAUUCGCAAGCAAAGGAACGACUGGAGAAGAUGCGAGAAGCGCGUUUUUUGUCUCUAUCUGGUUAGGAGUGGCCGCCAUCGUCAUGUCCAUCGUCACCUCAUUCCUUCUGAUGGCCCGGGAGAAACACAAGAGAAAGCCGUCCAUGAAGCAAAUGAAGCACUCGUCCGAAUUGAAUGCCAUCAUUAACAUCACCUCUGUUGAGAACUCCUAA